Molecule: messenger RNA, 264 nt
Organism: Callorhinus ursinus (northern fur seal)
Lineage: Eukaryota; Metazoa; Chordata; Mammalia; Carnivora; Otariidae
Gene: PRLH
Product: prolactin releasing hormone
Biological process (GO): response to peptide hormone; feeding behavior; G protein-coupled receptor signaling pathway
Molecular function (GO): neuropeptide hormone activity; prolactin-releasing peptide receptor binding
Source: RefSeq, a predicted model, not a curated record
AUGAAGGCGUUGCAGGUCUGGCUCCUGUGCCUGCUUCUGCUGGGCCUGGCCCUGAAGGGGGCUGCCAGCCAAGCCCACCAGCAUUCCAUGGAGAUCCACACCCCUGACAUCGAUCCUGCCUGGUACACGGGCCGCAGAAUCAGGCCCGUGGGCCGCUUCGGCCGGAGGAGAGCGGCCCUGGGCGACGUGGCGAGGCCGAGCCUCUGGCGCCAGCCGACCUGCUUCCCUCUGCGAGGAGGCACCCAGCCCUCCCAGGAUGGGUGA